This is a messenger RNA of Talaromyces amestolkiae, 2112 nucleotides long. RefSeq lists its product as uncharacterized. Gene Ontology annotation, molecular function: sequence-specific DNA binding; zinc ion binding. Bases 1 to 2112 code for a protein of 703 amino acids. Gene Ontology annotation, biological process: DNA-templated transcription; positive regulation of transcription by RNA polymerase II. Gene Ontology annotation, cellular component: nucleus. The transcript is spliced from 2 exons. The record is from RefSeq and is a predicted model, not a curated record. NCBI's taxonomy places the organism in Eukaryota, Fungi, Ascomycota, Eurotiomycetes, Eurotiales, Trichocomaceae.
AUGGAUGCAACUCCCACCACUACCCGCAAUCGAAGCGAUUCGGUGUCUGCUAUUCUUCUUCAACAGCAAACUCAUACUCCAGAACCGACUCAGAGAACUCCAAUGAUAAACACGGUUGCGAUAGAAGCUCCGGCAACGGAUCCCGCACUGCGUCCGAAUCCUGGCAUAGAAGAGUCCAAUAGUCGUGGUCAACCAAUUUUACAGCCAUCGCGCGGCGUGUCCCCCGAAGCCAGAGAACCAAGAGAGAUCGCAGGCCAAUAUUCCGGUCCAGCAUCAGCGCAUUCAUUUCUGUACCGCGUAGUCGAGAAGUUCCACCAAAGCGAAUAUCGCACCACAAAAGCUCUCGCUUCAGGGGAUUUGCCAGCUGACAAGUCGAUUUUCACGUUUGGAGACGCGCAUUUCUCCGAUCUUGAUGAAUCGCAAGAUUAUUUCCCGGAUCGGUCUAUGACUCGGGAAUGCGUGCGUCGUUACUUCGAGUUUGCGUCUCCGACGUACAGGAUUUUGCAUCAAGGUACGGUUGAGCAGUGGGUGGACAAGAUAUACCAACAGGCUCCUGUCUCCGAGACAGCAAAGGCAAUUGUGUUAAUGAUAUGUGCAACUUCAUGUCUGUACCAUGGGGAGUCUAUCACGUAUUGUUCAACGAACCAUACAACGGCAGAUCAGCAAGAAUGGCGACGAAGCGAAGCCUUUUAUACCAUGGCACUACACAUAGUGGACAAUGAAAUUGGGUCACCAUCGCUACAGUCAAUUCAAGUUCGUUUCCUUAUGGUUCUUUAUCUGCUCAGCUCGUCGCGGAUGAACAAGGCUUGGUUUACAUUUGGUACUAUGGUGCAAUUACUGAUGACUCUGGGGCUACAUCGACGCCGAAAACCGAUCAGGACGCCUUCUUCGAGCGUGUCGAAUGCGCAACGUGUUCAGCAUGAAUGCCAAAAGCGGAUACUGUGGUGUUCGUUCACGCUGGAUAAAUAUUUAAGUCUCAUGCUCGGCAGACCGCGACUCUUGCAGGAGGACGAUAUUGAUCAGGAAUUUCCUUCGCCACUCAACGAUGAAGAUCUGGUCUGGAAUGAAGAUUACAAGUCGAAGCCGGCCAGAGAUACAGUGAUGUUUGCACCAGUUGCGCAUGCGCGUUUGGCUCAGGUAUUGGCUSGAGCCGCUAAAGAGCUAUACCCAAUUACCCCCAUGUCGCAUGCGAAACAAAUGGAGACGAUUCAGGACCUUACUUGUCAGAUUUCUAACUGGCAGAAACAACUACCUCCCAUAUUCUCCGGUGAAAUCAAACCGAGUAGCCUGGUUGCGAUCUUUCGGAGACAGCUUACCGUGCUACGACUGGCAUAUUUCCAUGCCGUGAUGUUCGUGACAAGACCAUUGUUGUUGAAGAAUUACGCCAAGUACAAUUUCCGUGACUACAACCGCCUCUAUCGGCCACAUAUCGAUGCUUGUAUCACUGCGGCUCGUGAUACUAUGGAGUUAGUGCUGGAAUUCGUUGACGAGAAUCAAUUGUUUACCGCAUUCUGGUAUACGCAAUACAUCACUUUCAAUGCCUUGUCGAUCAUCUACUUGUAUCUCCUACAAGUCAAAGGUAGUCGGAUUCAGGCGUUCAAUGCAAGCUUCGAAUCAUAUGACGCAACCGGUACCAAGUCAAGCGAGUCUCAUCUUCAAGAACUAGCAGAAACCACGUUUCAUCAUUUAGCUAGAGUCACUGUACAGAACGCGCCACAUAUGCGUUAUGCUGCGAUACUGGAAGGACUACGAACAGAAGUCAAUAGCAGUAAGCUGACUCCGCGUCAAGCGCAGUUUCCGCAAGAGGGAUCUGAUGAAUUGAAUUGGAGUCGGUUUCUCGAGUCUCUGGGCCCUACAAUGCAAAGAGAUUAUGCAGAUACUGCUGGUGACGAUCAUGUUGAGCAAACUGAAGCAGCUAUGCCGCAUGAAUUUGCGACGUAUGAGCAGGCGUCACCGCUAAAUUAUCCGGGCGAUGUUCCUGUUUAUGACGUGUAUGCAGCACAAGCACAACAGCCGGAAUCGUUGGUGUCAGCUUAUGAUGAUCUGGGUCUUGAUUUCUGGUCACAGAUGGACAGUCUGCCUAUUUCUUAUUCGAAUAUCCAAAAUAUGUGA